Anopheles marshallii is the source of this 795-nucleotide messenger RNA. RefSeq names its product alpha-ketoglutarate-dependent dioxygenase alkB homolog 7, mitochondrial. The coding region runs from base 1 to 795 and encodes 264 amino acids. The transcript is spliced from 3 exons. Gene Ontology annotation, cellular component: mitochondrial matrix. The record is from RefSeq and is a predicted model, not a curated record. Lineage: Eukaryota; Metazoa; Arthropoda; Insecta; Diptera; Culicidae. Gene Ontology annotation, biological process: fatty acid metabolic process; DNA damage response.
AUGUUCACCGGCUUCUGCUGUAUACGCGCUGGAAUAAACCAUAAUUUGGCCGUAUUAAUUCGAUAUGUGCCGGAGUUGUAUGCAGUUAGGCAGUUGCAUCAAACGAUCGCACCGUAUUGUAAUAAUCGCAUCCAGUCGGACGUUGCCAAAGAUAUUGUCCCUCCCAGCUGUGUAAAAUUUUUCGGACAAUGGCCAGAAGCAGAUCGUGAAACGUUCAGCAAAGAUAUGCGCGUGCUUGAUAAUUUUGUCGAUGAAAAGGAGGAAAACUCACUACUGGAAGAAAUAGAACCGUACCUGAAGCGACUGCGAUACGAAUUCGAUCACUGGGAUGAUGCGAUUCACGGCUACCGCGAGACAGAAAAGAAACACUGGUAUCCGGCCAAUCGGGCUAUUCUAGAUCGUAUCGUAUCCGUUGCCUUUGACGGAACCGCAAUGCCUUACGUUCAUGUGCUAGAUUUAGCAGAGGAGGGUAUCAUAAAACCGCACGUCGAUAGUGUACGGUAUUGUGGCAACACCAUAGCAGGAAUUAGUUUGCUCUCGGACUCCGUGAUGCGACUGGUGCGAACGAACGACGAAGAACAAACGAAUGAGGAGUAUCGGCAAAUAUUUUCCCAGGAGCGUCACAAAAAGUAUUGGGCUGAUAUAUUACUACCGCGUCGAUCGCUUUAUGUGAUGAAACACAUGGCACGGUACAAAUUUACGCAUGAAAUUCUGUCCGCCAAGGAGUCUCUGUUUCGGGAUAAGAUGGUCAAGAAAACGAGACGCAUAUCAAUAAUCUGCCGAAAUGAUCCAUAA